This is a messenger RNA of Rhodofomes roseus, 1790 nucleotides long. RefSeq names its product IMP dehydrogenase. Gene Ontology annotation, cellular component: cytoplasm. Gene Ontology annotation, biological process: GTP biosynthetic process. Bases 73 to 1713 code for a protein of 546 amino acids. The transcript has 4 exons. NCBI's taxonomy places the organism in Eukaryota, Fungi, Basidiomycota, Agaricomycetes, Polyporales, Fomitopsidaceae. Gene Ontology annotation, molecular function: IMP dehydrogenase activity. The record is from RefSeq and is a predicted model, not a curated record.
AGGAGGCAGGCAUGACUCUGGCACGAACGCCCACCAUCCUCGUGCCCACCCCUCGUCCACCCCUCGUCCACCAUGCCCUCCAAAACGUUCUUCGACCCCUCCACCGCUCUCGAUGUCCUCGAGCAGUACAAUCGUCUCGAUGGGCUCUCCGUCGGCGAGCUCAUGGACUCCACCGUCCACGGGGGUCUGACUUACAACGACUUCCUCCUCCUUCCAGGCAAGAUUGACUUCGGCGCCCACGAAGUCAUCACGGAGAGCAAGAUUACGCGCAACGUCGUUCUAAAAACACCGUUCAUGAGUAGCCCCAUGGACACCGUCACUGAGGGUGACAUGGCCAUAGCCAUGGCGCUCCUUGGUGGCAUUGGUGUGAUUCACCACAACCAGACGCCCGAGGAGCAGGCAGCAAUGGUGCGCCGCGUAAAGCGUCACGAGAACGGCUUCAUCACGGACCCCGUCGUCCUUUCCCCUUCGCACCGUGCCGAGGACGUCUUAGAUAUCAAGGAGCGUUUGGGCUUCGCUGGCGUGCCUAUUACAGAUACUGGUGCACUUGGUGGUAAGCUACUGGGCAUCGUUACGAACCGCGACGUUCAGUUCCGUGAUCCCUCUACUCCACUCUCGGAGGUUAUGACCACCGACCUCGUUACCGCUUCCGAGGGCAUCACGCUCGAGAAAGCAAAUACCAUUCUGCGCGACUCAAAAAAGGGCAAGCUCCCCAUCGUCGAUAGCGCGGGUCGCCUUACCUCCCUUCUCGCGCGCUCUGACCUGCUGAAGAACCAGGACUACCCACUUGCAUCGAAGUCGCCGUCGUCCAAGCAGCUAUACGCCGCCGCCGCGGUCGGUACGCGUCCCGCCGACCGCGAACGUCUCGCGCUCCUCGCGGAGGCUGGCCUGGACAUCGUCGUUCUCGACUCGUCUCAGGGCAACUCGGUCUUCCAGCUCGACAUGAUCAAGUGGAUCAAGGCGACAUACCCGAAGCUCGAGGUCAUCGCCGGGAAUGUCGUCACGCGCGAGCAGGCCGCGAGUCUCAUCGCCGCUGGCGCGGACGCUCUUCGAGUCGGCAUGGGCUCCGGCUCGAUCUGCAUCACCCAGGAGGUCAUGGCGGUCGGGCGGCCCCAGGCUACCGCCGUAUACGCCGUCGCCGAGUUCGCGAGCAAGUUUGGCGUGCCCGUCAUCGCCGACGGCGGGAUCCAGAAUGUCGGGCACAUCGUGAAGGCGCUCUCGCUCGGCGCAGGCGCAGUCAUGAUGGGUGGGCUGCUCGCGGGGACGACGGAGGCGCCGGGCGAGUACUUCUACCACGAGGGCAAGCGCGUGAAGGCGUACCGCGGGAUGGGCAGCCUCGAGGCGAUGGAGCAGGGGAGGCCCGGCCCGGCGUCGGCGGCGGCGCACGGGGCGGCCGCGAAGGGCAAGGGGAAGGGCCAGGGGAAGACGCAUGAGAACGCGGCGACGACCCGGUAUUUCUCGGAGUCGUCCGUGGUGAAGGUCGCGCAGGGCGUGUCUGGCGACGUGCAGGACAAGGGCUCGGUCAAGCAGUUCUUGCCGUAUCUGUAUGCCGGGUUGCAGCAUUCGUUCCAGGAUAUCGGGGUGAAGAGCGCGCAGGCACUCCAGGAGGGGGUGCGCCAGGGCAAGGUGCGGUUCGAGCUGCGCACGGCGAGUGCACAGGUAGAGGGUGGUGUGCAUGGCUUGCAUUCGUACACGAAGCGUCUUUUUGCUUGAUUGGGUUGGUCUGUGUACGUGUGUGUUAUCUAUUGUAUCGAUAGUUGGAUUGCAACGACGUUUAUGUGUGAGCUGCA